CAUCAUUUGAGAACUCCUUCUGCACCUAGAAAGGAAACUAGAGAAAGAGAGAGAGAGAGAGAGAGAGAGAGAGAGAGAGAAAGAAAGAAAAUGGAAUGGAAGAAGAGCUACUUAGACUUGGUACUGGUGCCAUUAGGCCUUUUUUUCACACUUAUGUACCACAUUUGGCUGUGGCACAAGGUAAGGACCCAACCACUGCAAACAAUCUUAGGCAUCAAUGCCGCUGGCCGCAGGCUCUGGGUGAAGGCCAUGAUGAAGGACAUUGACAAGAAGAGUGUCUUAGCUGUGCAGUCACUUCGAAACAUGAUCAUGGGUGCUACACUUAUGGCAACAAUGUCGAUCCUGCUCUCUUCCGGGCUUGCUGCAGUUAUAAGCAGCACGUACAGUGUGAAGAAGCCGUUGUAUGAUUCGGUGUUCGGCGCACAUGGCGAGUUCAUGGUGGCACUGAAAUAUGUGUCUCUGCUUCUCAUGUUCCUCCUUUCCUUCCUCUGCUACUCCCUCUCUAUAAGGUUUAUCAACAUAGUGAACUUCCUCAUAAACAUCCCACCACAGUACGAGACCUCAAUUGUGAGCCCAGAGUAUGUGUCUGAGCUCUUACACAGGGGAACUGUCCUGAACAUGAUGGGAAACAGGCUUUUCUAUUCUGCCUUACCGCUUUUGCUCUGGAUAUUUGGGCCUGUCUUGGUCUUCUUGUGCUCCGUAGCCAUGAUACCUGUGCUUUACAAUCUUGACAUAGUCGAUGGAGGAGGAAAGGAAGAAAAGGAGAUGAUGAAGGAAGAGAGUGAAGGAAAGAUCACCUGCUUUAACGUGUAAGAAAAGAUUGACGGUGCGAUUGGUUGGUUUUUGGAAGGAGUCAAGGGUUGGUUUGAUCAUGAACCUUGAAGCCUGAAGGCGCACCAACUACUGCAGCAAAAUGAAAGUUGUUGCCCAGGGUCACAUUUUAUUGAAAGCAAAGGAGUCUUUUAGUGGGUGCUCUGUGAUGUGUACCCAAAAGCCAUAAUGGACUCAUGUGCUUACCAUAACCUAUGAUUCUCAGAAAUAAAUGGCAGUAUAAUUCUCAGAAAUAAGCACA
Nymphaea colorata (pocket water lily) is the source of this 1072-nucleotide messenger RNA. RefSeq lists its product as uncharacterized. The coding region runs from base 91 to 813 and encodes 240 amino acids. The transcript has 2 exons. Lineage: Eukaryota; Viridiplantae; Streptophyta; Magnoliopsida; Nymphaeales; Nymphaeaceae. The record is from RefSeq and is a predicted model, not a curated record.